CAGUAGGACAGGAUUCAGGCUGACAACUCAGUCGCACUGUCCUGCAGUACAGUAUGGCAGCGCUAUCAACAAAAUAAAAACAAUAAAUAUGCUGAAAAGCAUCUACUUUAAACGUUGCAGUUACAUACGUGACAUAAAUAACAGAUAUAAACAAGUAAACGCUCCACACGCAGCGCCCGGAGAGUUGCAUUUGUUCAAUGGAAAUAAUACAUAAUCAGCAUUAAGUGCCAUCUGCUACAGCUGGACAAGGAUAUCCGCCGUCUAACCCGGAAGCUGUGUGUAAAGGUAGCCUUGUGUCGGGUUAGUAGUGCGGAUGCUUGCUUUGUGUUUGUCUUACAGUACAGGUUUUACGUUUUUCUUUUCUAAAACAAGAAUAACCAUUUAACGUCACUGGUAGCUUCAGUUUUCUACGGUUUCUGAAAAGUCUCCAGAAGCUAUGGUGUCAAGAAGCAUUUGAUCGUGUUUAUUUUUUAUUCUGUUUUUAUUUUUAUGUUUGCGCUUAUCAUUAUAAUUGAAUUGCUUUGCUGCUGUAGGGAAGGAGGUUAGUUUGGUUACACCGUGUCUCCAUGCCAGAGCAAGGCCCCAGGAUGAAUGGUUUCUCACUAGGUGAGCUGUGCUGGCUUUUCUGUUGCCCGCCCUGCCCGAGCCGGAUCGCGUCCAAGCUCGCUUUUCUGCCCCCUGAGCCCACUUACUCGGUGCUGACAGACGAGGCCAACGCGACGUCCAGUCUUCACUUGAAUGAGCGGGCAGACUGGCAGUACUCCCAGCGGGAACUGGACGCUGUCGAGGUGUUCCACACCCGAACGAGCCGGGGCAACCGGGUCGGGUGCAUGUUUGUCCGCUGUGCCCCCAACAGCCGCUACACCCUGCUCUUUUCCCAUGGCAACGCAGUGGACUUGGGCCAGAUGUGCAGCUUCUACAUCGGUCUCGGAUCCAGGAUAAAUUGCAACAUCUUCUCCUACGAUUACUCGGGUUACGGGGUCAGUUCUGGCAAACCGUCAGAGAAGAACCUGUAUGCUGAUAUUGAGGCAGCUUGGCAGGUGUUAAGAACAAAGUACGGAGUCAAUCCUGAGAACAUUAUCCUGUAUGGGCAAAGCAUCGGCACAGUCCCUACGGUGGACCUCGCCGCUCGGUACGAAUGUGCCGCUGUCAUCCUCCAUUCUCCACUCAUGUCAGGACUGCGAGUGGCAUUCCCCGACACCAGGAAAACGUACUGCUUUGAUGCCUUUCCAAGCAUCGAUAAGAUCUCAAAAGUAGCAUCUCCAGUGCUGGUGAUCCAUGGAACUGAAGAUGAGGUCAUUGAUUUCUCCCACGGCCUGGCGAUAUACGACCGCUGUCCCCGAGCAGUGGAGCCUCUCUGGGUGGAGGGGGCCGGACACAAUGACAUAGAGCUGUACGCACAAUACCUGGAAAGACUCAAGCAAUUCAUAUCCUUUGAACUGCCCAACUCCUGAAAAAGAAGGAAAAAAAGCACAUGUGGUGACAGGUUGCUACUCUGAGCCAGGGGGCUGGCCUGAUCAGUAUUUGCACAUGCUUUUGUCUGGAUUGCUGUCAAAGCUUCAGACCAUAAAGAAAGCCCUUUGUAAUCCUAGGGUGAAUUUUAAUGUGAUAACUACAAUUUUGCAAUCUUUUAUAUACAUGGAAAACAUUCAGAUAAUACACCUGGGAUACUGGACUGCUGAUUUUUAUUUUUUUUGUUCUCUCCCUGUAAUAAAUCCCCCUAAAGGAAACUGGUUAAGCUGGAGCACCAUGCUAGUAACAAUGUUUUCCCACUUGAUUUUGGUUUGUUUUGCAAUCUUUUUAUAAUUUUUUUUAAAUGGUUAAUGAGGAGGAAAAAAGUACCUGAUUUAAGUCUUGGUAUUCACGACACCAGUCAUUGGUUUGAUUUGGUCGACGCCUAUGCCUACUGUAUGGUCUGAUACCCAUUCAGGUUUAAGGCCCAGGGAAUACACUCUCUUUGUGAAGUUUCUAAUUGUGGUAUUGUAACUGGAAAAGCUGUGUUGAUAAGGUUUUAUCUAAUUAGUGAUGAUUUAGUAAAAAGUGCUGUAUUUGUUCAGCCGCAGUACAUAUAACAGGAUUUUCCACACUGUUGAAGUGUGGUGCUUGGUACAGUAUGUCUAAAGAUAGGUACACCACUUUUGUUCAACAUAUGUUUUCUUUCUCACUAAAAAAAAUUGUUAAACUGGAAAAAAAAGAAACAUAAAAUGUGUAAAUGUAUCAUCUUUUAAAACAUAUUUGACACAUCGUACUUUACUCCAUCAUUCCUUUUUGCCAGUAUUUUUGAAAUGGGUGUUUUAUUUCAGCCAAUCUUUUUUUGGUUUAUUUAUAAAGCAUUAGGAUGUUCAAUUGAUUUGUUUUAAUAGGCAGUACUGUGGUUUAUACAGAACAUUUCUAAGAAGCAUUGUACAUUAAAAAUAAAUACAUAAUAAUAAUAAACAUGUACAAAAAAACUACAUUUGAAACAUGAUUAUAUACAAGAGGUGAAAUAAUAUAAAAAGACUACAGCUAGUUUUCAUUGCAGUUCUGUAAGCAAAAUAUGUACAUUUAAGUUAAAUAUAUUGGAGUGGUUUUUUCUUUUAUAACUAAAAUGGUCUGGUAUGUUUUUGAAAAACAAUCUUAAAGGUUGGUUUUUUUUUUAAUACAUAUAAUGACAAGGGUUUAUUAUUAAACACUACUUAAUGCAAUUGUUUGAGAAUUGCUUUCUUGGGCUGCUUUUCAAAUCUAGAUUACUGCAGUUCUAGAAUCUUGACCCUCUAUUUUUUUUUUUUGGUUAUCCAAGCCUAUUUUUUUUUUUUUAAAGAUUGGAAUUUUGUUGACUGUUUUAAUCCCCAAUUUUUUUUAUACCUACAUUUUUUUCAGUAAUACAUAAUAAAUUUACACAUUUGUGUUGCACAGAUUUUUUUUAAAUUUUAUUUGGGGGGGGGGGGGGGGGGUGAGAUAUAUAUAAUAAAAAUAAUGGGUUGAGGAUAUUUUAGCCUACUUGAUUUUGACACUGGAAUCACAGUAUGCAUAAAAAUGCAAAAACAAAAAAAACAAAAAAAAAACACUUAAUAGGUACACACUACUACGAGUCUAUAUCUUAUUUUAAGAAAUAAAAAAGCCUUAAAUGUACUGUAAGACUGAGAUUGAUGUAAAAUUGAUUGCGUUAGAAAUGUUUCUGUACAGUUGCUUUAAAGCAACAUAAUGGUUGUAAUGGAAUAAAGGAUGCAUGGAAUUAAUAAUCAAA
Molecule: messenger RNA, 3226 nt
Organism: Acipenser ruthenus (sterlet)
Lineage: Eukaryota; Metazoa; Chordata; Actinopteri; Acipenseriformes; Acipenseridae
Product: alpha/beta hydrolase domain-containing protein 17C
Exons: 3
Coding region: 567-1454 (295 amino acids)
Biological process (GO): protein depalmitoylation
Cellular component (GO): endosome membrane; plasma membrane
Molecular function (GO): palmitoyl-(protein) hydrolase activity
Source: RefSeq, a predicted model, not a curated record